AUUUAAAAAGCAUCUCUUCUCAACUUCUACAAUUGUAAACCUAAGGAAAAUUCAGCCGACUAGUUAUGGCCGACACACAAAAUUCAUAUUAUGCUGGAGAAAUCAUUGAAAAUCUAAGUCUAAUGCAGGACAAAGUUGUGGAUGCACGCUGUAAGAAAUUUAUGACAGAAGCUCAUAUCGAAAUACUCCUCAAAUGUCAAAAUAGGAAACUCGAGCUGGAGAAAUUUUCCACCAAGAUUUAUGAUCGGAAGCUGGAAAUCGAAAAGCUGUUAAAGCAGAAGCAAGCUUUGGAAAUAAUAAUUCAAGAUGCUGACACAGAAUUUGAUCAAUUCGUGGAUAAUCUAUCCGAUAGGUUAAAGUUUAUGGUUAAUUCGAAAAGGACAGUGAAUGCUAUGUACCUAGUCAAAAUUGGCAAGCUAUUGCGUAAGGGAGCAAUGCGAUAUGAAAUUGAUCAGCAGCUACCGGUUGAGCAAGUCCAAGAGAUCAAGAGUGAAAUUGCUCGUCAAUUUGGGGUGUCGGAGCCGGUGCCGGAGAAUGGGGUUCUCUGAUGGGGGCGCGGGGGAGUUGAGGAGAGGUUUGGAAGAAUUUUUAUUUGAUGUUGAUAAAUUUUCUUGUUUAACUUGAUUAUCUUUAUGUUUUGGCCAUGGUAAUGCUAUCGAAGUGCAAAAUAGUUUGUUUUUUCA
This is a messenger RNA of Mercurialis annua (annual mercury), 683 nucleotides long. RefSeq lists its product as uncharacterized. Lineage: Eukaryota; Viridiplantae; Streptophyta; Magnoliopsida; Malpighiales; Euphorbiaceae. The transcript is spliced from 2 exons. Bases 66 to 548 code for a protein of 160 amino acids. The record is from RefSeq and is a predicted model, not a curated record.